This is a messenger RNA of Acanthosepion pharaonis, 573 nucleotides long. The record is from the annotation of a GenBank genome assembly. NCBI's taxonomy places the organism in Eukaryota, Metazoa, Mollusca, Cephalopoda, Sepiida, Sepiidae.
AUGCAAAUCAUCUCAGAGGUGGAUCGCCAGUCUGGCCACCACACACAUCACCAUCAUCACCACUCGACUUCCCAUCCGACGUCGACGCCGGCGCACCCGACUAGUCUGGAAAUAGGGACCGCUAGUGGUACGGCCAGUGCCGGCGCCGGCAGUGCUCUUUUACUGGCGGAAAAGAAUGAGGACAUGACCACAAUAGAUGUGGUAGACGAUGCGGAACUAACACCAACGAAAAGUAUGUCCACAAUGUCCAGUCCGAGUGACCCAAACCGAAGAGAGUCCUUUUCAGAGAUAGGUGUUUGCAUUUCUCUCUCUCUCUCUCUCUCUCUCUCUCUCUAUCUAUCUAUCUAUCUAUCUAUCUCUCUCUCUCUCUUACUCUCUCUUAGUCUAUUGCAUAAAUCUAUCUAUCUAUCUAUCUAUCUAUCUAUCUAUCUAUCUAUCUAUCUAUUAAAAUUGUGUCUGUCUAUCUAUCAACAUUCUGUCUAUCUAUCUAUCUCACUAUCAGCAUUUUGUUUAUCGAUCAACAUUCUGUCUGUCUGUCUGUCUAUCUAUCUAUCUAUCUAUCUAUCUAUCUAG